CUUUCCAUCGGAAUUUCCAUAAUCUGUCUCAUAUCCUAAGUCAUACCCUUGUCUGAGCAGAUUGGUGGGUGCCACAAAAUUCAUCCGGACGUUCCUUCAAUUUCUCCCCUUCCAUAUUCGAUUCAAGCUAACUAUCUGCACCUUCAAUUUCUUUACGCCCACCUGGACAAGUCCCCUUUGUAUCGGAAUCUCCAUAGCCUCUGAGGUGGUGGGUGUAUCUGUCGACGUGCAACAUCCGAUGUUUCUUAGAUUUCUGCGCUUCCGCAUCCGAUUUAAGCAAACUUCUCGCACUUUUUGAUUCCUUCACGCCCACCUGUGGUUUUCAACCUAUGUGGUGAGUGGUAAGAGUGAGACGAUAAAAUGGCAGACUUACCUGGAUAUAUGGUGGCUUGUGUGCAAAGUGGAAGGCUUGCUUUCCUAGCAAUUCUGGUGUCUGGAGGAAUUGUAUUGCAGAUUUUGGCAUGUGCUCUGUACAAUAACUGGUGGCCAAUGCUUUCAGUUAUUAUGUAUGUCCUUCUCCCUAUGCCUAUGAUGUUCUUUGCUGGAUCUGACGCCUCUUCGCUUUUUACAGAAUCCUCUGGUAACAGUUGGCUGAACGCCACCAAAUUCUUAACCGGAGCUUCAGUGGUUGGCAGUAUAGCAAUACCAGCUAUUUUAAAACAUGCUGGUGUGAUUGGUUGGGGAGCCCUAACUAUGGAGCUUUCGUCGUUUUUCGUAUUUGUUCUGGCCAUUUUGUGCUUCAUUAAAAUGGAUGACUAUGAUGCGUAUACUAUCCUUUGAUAAAUCAUUGGUGGUAUUUCCACUUUCCAUACCAGGACAAUUGAUCUCUGUUCCUGAAAGCAAACAUCUUCGGUGCGAUCACAGUUUUCGCUUGUGUAUGUGGUUUUUUGAUGUGUAAAUUAGUGCAUAGCAUUGUUUAUUGCCAUUAUGUAAAUCUUGUGAAGGUGGAGGGAAGAAAUGAAAGACUAAAAGGAGGCUGUCAUUGCAACUGUUAAUCUUCGAGGGAAAUGUGUGGUUGUUUUCAUUUGCUUCGGCUACUGCGUGUACUGCCUUAAUGGGAAAAUAUUGUUAUCAGAAAAAUAACUCAUUGCAAUGUGUAAAUCAAAUUCUUACAA
Molecule: messenger RNA, 1115 nt
Organism: Beta vulgaris subsp. vulgaris (sugar beet)
Lineage: Eukaryota; Viridiplantae; Streptophyta; Magnoliopsida; Caryophyllales; Amaranthaceae
Product: vacuolar protein sorting-associated protein 55 homolog
Exons: 6
Coding region: 361-780 (139 amino acids)
Biological process (GO): late endosome to vacuole transport via multivesicular body sorting pathway
Cellular component (GO): endosome
Source: RefSeq, a predicted model, not a curated record